CGAAAUGCGUGCUCCGUUCUACUUAGUCUGUGCCACAUUAGUGGUGAGCAUCCAUAGCGAAGACACGACAGGGAAUGCAGGUUAUUUCAAUAGGGAACAAAUCGAACCAAUUAAUAUGGCCGCCGAUCAAGAAACAAUAAGUUAUCUGUUGCCCAAAUUAACAGCAAAAUACCGCCCCAGUAACGAGUGGACGGGUGUGACCGAUCCCAGAUUUUACUUGCUUACUGAAAUGGAAUCCAACGAGCUCGAAAAUCAGAUAACUGACCCUGAAAUAAGGAUGAAACGAGCAGGCGGUCGACUUGGUGAAACUGGCGGUUCUUUAUCAAUCGUUAAUUCCCUCGAUGUAUUGCGCAAUCGAUUAUUACUGGAAAUAGCGCGGAAGAAGGCGAAAGAGGGUGCCACUCGUAACAGACAGAUGCUGAUGAACUUGGGCAAACGAGGAUUUUUCCAAACACGCCAUGGAUUCUUCAACGAUGUGUAAAGAGCUCUAAUUGAAACGAUUUUUGAAAAUGGUGCUUUUUAUCAAUCAGUUCUAAUAUGUUUAUCCAUUUUAUUAAAGGCACUAAAAGGUUUAUUAGAAACAUGUUUUUCUGUCCAAAAAUAAAUUCGAGGAACAAAAGUUUUCAGACAAAAUGUCUGAAUAUAAAUUUCGUUCUAAAUUACUCAACUAUUUAAAGAUACUACGAAAAAAUGUUACGUAAAAUAUUUUGUUAACUUCAUUAGUGUCAACGGGGCACGAAAGUUAUUUCCCAAAGUACAGAUGUUGUGGUACUUGCACUUAUAGAUAUAAUCAAUUGAUAUAACUCGACCUUCCUAACUUGGCACUUGACCUUUUCAAAAAACUGCGUCCAUUGACCCAUCAGUUUCUUAUUGUUGACAUCGUAAAAAUUCAAAAGGCGUACGAAACUUUUUAUUAUUAGUUUUGUAUUGAUUUGAUUUCAAUUCAAAAUGUUGAGAUUGAGCUAACGAGUAAAAAGAUAAAAACGUUUUGAUCGGUACAACUGUCACAAUCGCUUAACAAUAAUCGGGUUAGGACUAAAGGCCGGUACACACUUUUCAUGUAUCCUUCCGAUCAUACAGUCGGACGAAUGACAACUUUCAUGCAUCUGAUUCGUUGGAGGCUGCAGGACGCGUGUCGGUUGGAAUCUGUAAUAAUAUUUCCGAGAUUUUACAGUGUUUUUCCAAUUAAAUUGGCGAUAUUAUCGGGUAUAAAACCGGAAGAGGUAUCCAGUACUGUAUGACAAGACAAACGAGCAAUACCCAAACGCCAACUACAAAGACAUGAUCUAGAAAAAAAGUUGAGAGUGAAUUACAGCAGCAUCAAUCGAAUAACCAACAAAUAACUACAAUAACCUAUCAAUAUCAGCCCAUAUAUCCUCUGUUUUAACACCUGCGCAAGAAGAAAAUCGUAUGCAGAUGUCUUGAGCCUCCACAUUUUCCAAAUCAUGUUGCACCAAUACCAAAUGCGGCGCCAGCCAUCACCUAAGAAGAAGACGUCGACAUUUAGUAUAUUUUCCUUCUACGGAUCUUCUUUUUCCAACAGAAUGUACUCAAAAUCUGCGUUUUCCUCGGUUUUCGGUUGCUAAAAUUUUACGCACAGAACCUUUCAGCGAUUUUAAUUGAAUCGAGACUGGCGAAUGUCUCCAGCUGGAGCUGGAGUUCGGAAAGAACUCGUAUGUGCUCACCUCUUCCGAUCCCGCACCGAUCCGUUCUUUGGAGCAAAAUCGGACCGGAUUGGUGUAUGACAAGUGUGUUCCGACCUUAAACAGUAAAAUAUUGUGUUCAAAGUUAGAAAAAAAGAUUAAACAGAAUGAGUUUAAGUUAAGUAGACGUAAAAGAUCGUUACUUAAAUGCCUUUUGAUUGAGGAGAUGAAAGACGACGAAAUACUUCGUACGUGUGGGUGUGGGAUGACGAGACCCAAAAAAACACCGUCUGUUUGAGCUCAAAAAUGAAGAGGGACUAUAAAAAAUUGAUCAUUAUCCAUCUGCGUGAAGAUAGCAUAAAAUUUUCCCAAUGUUUUCGUCUUUCUGGUGAACAAGUCACACCUCUCAAAAAUAACUUAUCGGUUAGGUUAGGUUAGGUCAAAAUGGGGUCAAAAUGACCCGACGCAUAAAAACAGCUGUUAAUUGCGUUCUUUUUAAUGUAUCGAUUCAAAUCUUGCGGGAAUACAAAGAUUAGGACAUCCUCUUCAUAAUCAAAUUGUUUUUUCAAUUUUUAUUCAAUUACUUAACAUCAAAAAAUUGCAAUAAAAUUUUUUUUCGGAAAUUGUUACUUCCUUUAUCAAAAAAAUUCUUUAAAUUUCAAUUUUAGGGAUAAGUUAAUAAAAUUUGCAACGUGGCUUUCAGAAAGUAUACACUCCACAAAAAUUAUCGCAUCACUCAUUAUUUUUUAAAUAUUUAAAUGCGUUGCCUGUUUUUCGAAUUUUAUUAUUAUUAGGAAUUAAAACACCAAAAGAUAACGCCUUUUGCAAUAUUUAUUUUAUAUCACUUUAAUCUACAGAGGACAAAAAAUUUGAUAGAAAAUAUCCAAAAAAUUGUACAAAACAUCUAUACAAAAAAAAGAACGGUGCUUAAACUAAAACCAGCCAUUUCUAAUAGCUUGUGUUGCCGCCCCUCGCUUCAAUUACAGCUUCAAUUCGUCUUGGAAGGCUUCUAAACCGGUUCUGGACGUACCCUUGCGGCAUGUUUUCCCAGAAGUUAAAAAGAACAUUUUGAAGAUCAUCUAGUGUUCUUAUUGGUGCCGGAUGUUGCUGAAUUUGCCAUCCUAGAUGCUCCCAGACAUGCUCUGUUGGGUUAAGGUCCGGCCUACGUGCAGGCCAAUUCAGGGUGGGUAUCUCGACCUCUUCUAAGUACUGCCUAACCACCCUAGCAGCUUGGGACGAGCAUUAUCGUGCAUUAGCACAGAGUUGUCACCGAUAUGAGGCAUAUAGUGCACUAUAUGGGUUCUAGGAUAUUGGUUAUGUACCUGUCAGCAUUUAGUCUUCCAUCAUUCACUGGUACUAACUUCGUGCGACCCUCGAAAGAAAUUCCUUCUCAAACCAUGAUAGAGCCACCACCAAAGCUUUCAAUUUUCAAAAAAUUAACCUGAUCGUGCCGUUCACCACGUCGCCUAUAUACUGGUACACGCCUAUCUAAUGAAUAUAGACAAAAUCUUGAUUCAUCCGUGAAUAAAAUAUUGGACCAAUCUUGAAUAUUCCAAUUUGCGUGUUCUCGAGCAAAUUCCAAUCUUGCUACUCGAUGUUCUCUGGCAAGACGUGGACCUCUGGCUGGCACUCUGGCUCGUAAACCUGCUUCUCUCAGCCUAUUUCGAACUGUUUAUAGGCUUAUUCGGAUAUUACGAGCAGCCAACAGAUCCGUUUGCAGCCUUCGAGCGGUGGUAUGCCUAAUUUUUAACGCCGUCUUCUGGUUAGCUGUUUCUUGGUAGCGAAUAACAACUCUGGAUAUGGUGCAUUGUUGAACUCCAAUUACCCCGGCGACGUAUCUUUGACAGCGGCCAUCUUGUACUAGAGCGAUGAUUCUAGCGGCUCCUUCAUUCGUCACAUGUCUUGUUAAACGUUGAGACACAUCCAUUAUUAACACAAUAAAUUUAAAUUUUCACUAUACAAUAACACAACUUGCUUAGAAAUGUCUCGAUCUCAAUGCAUUCUCCAAGACAGAAAUGAUUUACUCGAGCAUACUAAUGACGUAAGCUGCCAUUUUGAUCUUACCUUCAGCGGCAAAUUUGAAAAUACGCUUUAAACGUGACUAUUAAAAUAAACAACACUUUAUGAAACAGGGAAAAUAAGUGAACUUGCAUACGAAUGUCUUUCAGGCCAUACAUCAAUAAAACGUCUAUUUCGUAGUAGACGUAGAAAACAAGUGAAUAAAAAUGAAAUAUCGAUGGCUAAUACUUAGCAGUCCCCGUUCUGCAAGACUUGUAUCGAUACCCUUUAGGAGGUGCCUCGAGAGAAUCUGGAGCAAACAUGCUGCAAGGGAGAUGUAAAUAGACAGGUUUUAGUCAAAGAUAUGGAAGGGAGAAUAACUGUCAACAUGCGCGAACGUACUAAUACCGUAAGAUACCAUGAUAAUAGGGAUCUAAAGAUAUAACUAGCAAAAAGACAGUUACAAGCUGCAGAGAAUAUCAAAUACGUAUAGAGGAAAUGACAAUCCCCUACAAUCGUGAGCCAAUUAUAAGUACGUAAAAUAAAAAUACUUCAAAUUAUCACAAAUCUAUUAAUUUAAUGAUUUCAACACUUACUUAAUACAAUUUCCAGUACACAAACACUUUUUUAUACAUAUUUUAAAUGAGAACGUUUUCACUGACCCUCGUAAAGUAUGUUUACGUUUCCCACUCAAGUUUUCAUUCAAGUUCAAAGCACUAUUAGUUUCCUUUAGAUGUCAAUUCGUAUUUUACUGUUUCUUCAAGUUGAUUUUUUUGGGCAGAAAAUUUAUAUAGAUUUAUAUUUUGUAUACAUAAUAUAUUUAUAUUUUGCGAAACAAAAGCUAUUGUUAAAAAAUAUUCUUAAGACGCUACGAGACUUUUCGGAAAAUAGAGCCCGGCUCAGGUAGAUCACCUAUCAGCUGAUUGAUGAUCAUAACCCAGAACAAGAUUUUGAUCACGGUUUUCGAACGUCACGUUUAAUUUUCGGUGGAAAUUUCAAAUUGAUUUACAAGAACUUUUGAUUUUUAUCACUUUUUGUGCGUUAAUUCUUCCCAUGAAAUAUAAUUAGUUGUAUAAUAGAUUCUAGAUGUUUAAUAUAUUGUUAUUAAGCAGUUAUCAAAGAUUUAUACCGUCUCUUGUACUAAAGUUUCAAACUAAUAAGCUAUUUUCAUGCUGAAAUGCCGAAAAUACAAACACUGUAAACCUUAGUCACCUAUCAAUGACGCUCCUUAUGAAAAUUAAUAGUAGACAGCCAUUUAAGGGGAAUAAAUAAUAUUUACAGUAGAAAAGACCAUAGACAAAUAAAACAGUUCUUCAGCUGCAUAACAUAUGAUACGACCCGAUUAAACCGAUCAGUUUCCGGGUUAACCCGAUCAUGUUCUGCAUAUUCGGAAACUAACCCGAAUCACCUGAUCGAUUUUAAUCGGGUCGUAUCAUAAAUUAUGAUUUUUUAUAACCUGGUAGACUGGUCGGUAGAUACGAUCAGCUGAAGGAUUGUUUUAUUUGUCUAUGGUUUUUGUACUUUAAAAGUUAUUUAUUGCGUCAUUGAUAGGUUACUGAGGCUUAUUGAUAUGUUAGCUUAUUAAUUUUAAGCUUUAGUACAAAUCCGCAAGAGGGGGUAAACCUUUAAUAACUGCCGCAAUCAGGUUAUGGUGAUGUAUCUGAACCUGGGUUAUAUUUUCCGAAAAGUCUUUAUACAAGAUAUGUUUAAAGCGCUUUUUUGACGCAGGGUGAAGCAAAAAUAAUUGAAAAACUGCUGGCGGUUUAUAAUUUUGCUAUCCAUUAUUAGCCCUGUUCCAUUUUAUCUAAACUAUGUAAAAAUUAUUGUAGAUUCAUGCUUUUCUUAAUGUAAAAGAAGAUAUUAUAUUUUUGUUUGCUAAUUAAAAUGAUUUGUAAUACAUAAGUAGUACCUCUAAAUAAGCUUUUAAUAAAUGUAAUUUUUAUCUAAAAUUUAUGAAGAAGUACCUUAAAAGAUCCUUUUAUAUAUAAGCAUAUACGUUUCGGUUGAAGUAUGGUAACUAUAAACAGCAAAGUACCAGCAUAUAGAAAAGAAGAAGAUAUUAGUUUAACAUUCAUUAGUCGUGGAAUAAACAAAGUUGUUCUUCAAAAACAAUGGUGAAAGUUCCAACCUGAAAAAUACUUACUUCUAAAAUCACUACUAAUUAUAUUUUUACAAAAUAGUACUUCAAGAUAAGAUUCUAUAUUUUACCUCAAUCCUGGAAGGAUUUUGAAUCAAUUUUCUGUAGAAAUCCAACUUUCUCAAACUCGUGAUUGACUUGGAAGUAAGUUGAGGAGUUCAUUAAUGCUCCGAUCUGUAUAUGCUAAUCUCAAUUAUGCUUUUAGAUAAAAACUCCUUGUAGUAUAGUGUCUGCAUUAUAAUUUCAAUGAGCAGUUAUAAGUUAACAAUUACUGUAUUUUUUGUAAAGAGUAAACAUAAGUUGUACAAAUAAAUGGUUGAAAAAAUAAUAAAGUAAGUCGCAAAG
Diorhabda carinulata is the source of this 6123-nucleotide messenger RNA. RefSeq lists its product as uncharacterized. The transcript is spliced from 2 exons. Gene Ontology annotation, cellular component: extracellular region. NCBI's taxonomy places the organism in Eukaryota, Metazoa, Arthropoda, Insecta, Coleoptera, Chrysomelidae. The record is from RefSeq and is a predicted model, not a curated record. Gene Ontology annotation, molecular function: hormone activity. The coding region runs from base 5 to 481 and encodes 158 amino acids.